GACAAACGUAUCAUGCGGGGCAGGGCUGGGGCCGAGAUGCCGGGUUGUAAACGAAACCAGUUUGCUAUCCGAUACGAUCGAGGCAACAGUAGGUCUGCUGUUUAGCUUCCUCGCGAGAUAGCGUACCCGCACGAACACGCUCUUGAUAAAAAUAUAAACAACGGGCCUGAUAAUUAUUACCAGUAACAGCCAACGUGUUCUGGAGGAAACGUCUUGACAGUUGCUCGGUACACAUUCGAUUUGUCUGCUUUGCCUGACGUUCAUUGUGAUCUAGGACCAAUUUUUGUUUUUGGUUACUGUCAUUAAACCAUUUAAACUUUUUAAUAUAUAUUGGAUUUUUACUUAUCACAGUUGGUUCAUAUUACGGUGGUGAAAUUGUAACGGAAUAAGAACCGAUUUAUGGUAAACCAAUAAGAUAAGUUUGCUUGUCUUUAUUAUUUUGGAUACGCAGUGAUGUUCUGACAGCUGAUUUAAGACACAGUGAUUUUUUUUUUUUUAGUAGGAGUAAUAAAGUGAUGUGGUUGUAGUAAAUACUAAAAAGUCACAAUGACUGAUGAAAAUGUGAAAAAAAAGUGGUUUUGAAUGUAUAAAGUUGGCUAUCAUCCGUAUUAUCGUAAGAUGUCAGCAGUAGCACCAGCUGGAGCUGCAUCAGCGGUGACGAACACAAAUGGGCCAAUAGUACCAGCUCCGGUAUUUGCAUUGCCCACGUUGUCAUUUACUGUCACCCAAGUGGCGACAGUUUGUGAAACCCUGGAAGAAAGUGGUGAUAUCGAGCGAUUAGCUAGAUUUCUAUGGAGCUUGCCGGUAGCUCACCCAAACAUCCAGGAGUUGAAUGAAAAUGAAGCAGUGCUAAGAGCACGUGCUAUUGUUGCCUACCAUUCUGGGCAUUAUCGAGAAUUGUACUCGAUUUUGGAGCGACAUAAAUUUACCAAAGAUUCCCAUGGAAAACUCCAGGCCAUGUGGCUGGAGGCCCACUACGCUGAGGCAGAAAAGUUGCGCGGAAGACCGCUGGGUCCAGUUGACAAGUACCGGGUGCGUAAAAAAUUUCCACUGCCAAGGACCAUUUGGGACGGGGAGCAAAAGACUCACUGUUUUAAAGAGCGUACUCGUUCUUUGUUAAGAGAGUGGUAUCUACAGGAUCCAUAUCCUAAUCCUGGUAAAAAACGAGAACUAGCCGCUGCGACGGGACUUACGCCAACACAAGUUGGCAAUUGGUUCAAAAAUCGACGGCAAAGAGACCGCGCUGCUGCUGCUAAAAAUAGAUUGCAGCAACAAUCAGGUCCAGGAGGCGCAGGAUCAAGAAGACCUCUGAGCCCAGCGGGGGGAAGUGACUCCGAAGAUUCGGACAUUUCUCUCGGGGGAACUUCGCCACCCUCGCCCUCAUCGACUCCGCCAUCGCAGUCCCAUCACCAGCCCUCGCCUGUAUCGCUGGGGCCAGUGGCGCCCCUACCACCACCAGGCCUCGGUUUCCGUUACGAUCCAACGCAGACCCAACUUCGUUUUAAUCACAUGACCGCCUUCAAAUUUCCACCUACGGGGUUCCGUUUUGAGCCGCACAGUCCGCAGCACAACCAUCCGACGAUCCCAAACACCGGUGGUAUUUUUCGGCUCACCGAGACGAGUCCAUUUCAAGCCGUCGGGCCCAGGGGAGAUCUUGGGUCGAGAUUACCAGACCCACUGGGUUUAGCACCGCCUCGACUGCACCCGCACGAGGGUCUCCUUCACCAUCCUCACCACCCGCAGCACCAACUACCAGAAGGCAUAUCGAGAUUGUCGUCCGAGGGGUCUAGAUUAUCUGACAGUCUGAGUGAGGCACACAGUCCUCCUCUAGUUGCGACGAACCUCUCAGUAACAGGACCUCUACGUGUUGCCGUACCGAGUCCACAUACGCCCUCAUCACGCGGCAGUCCGCCCUCGUCUAACCACCAAACACCUUCGUCUCAACAAAAUCAACCGUCGUCUGUUCAAGUACCAACUCAAGGUUUAAUUCGUGUCGUUACACCUCCAACGCAAAGUACUCCCCCGAAACCUCCGCAAAUUCACAGGCCAUUCUCACCCGCGUGAUACCUCACUGAGUUAACGCCGCUGAGUUGUCAAUAAUUUAUUUAAAAAAAAAAAAAGAAAUGAAAAAAAAAAAUUUUUCAGAUCUUUAAUAUAAUAAAUAAAUAAUCUGUAAAUAAACAAUUAAAAUAAUUACAUAUAAGCUUUUAGCCAGAGCUUUUUGUUGUAAAUAAUUAAUUAUACUGGAGUAAUAAAUUUUAAAGUAUAAUUUAAAGAGGAAAUAAGGAUGUAAAGACGCUGGAAGUCUUUGAACAAAAACACUUGGUCGCUUGAAGCAAUCAGUGUUUUUCCUUAUUUCUUAUUAUUAUUAUUAUUAUUAUUAUUAUUAUUAUUAUAUUAUUAUUAUUAUUAUUAUUAUAUUAUUAUUAUAUUAUUAUAAAUAUCAUUAAAUUUAAUUUAAAAAUUGUUUCUCAAAGAAACAACGAGUGCUCGUAACGCGCAAUUAUGUAGAAUAUUUUAUUGAUUAUUGUAAAUAUUAUUAUUAUAAUUAUUAUUAUUAUAAAAAAAAACUAUUAAUUGAUUACCAGUGAUCACCGCGAGUGAACUAGUAAAAUACUUUCGAGAAUAUUUAAUAAAUGAUAAAUAAUAAUAAUUAAAGAAUAAAUGGUGGAUUUUUAUUUGUUAAGAUAAAUAUUAAUAUAAAGUAGGCGGGGCAAAAUGAGAUACCAGUUUGAAAAGAAAAAACGUUUUUUUACUGUUUUAAAACACCGUGGGGUUGAUUAUGAACAAUUGUCAAAUUUUGAGAAUUUUUUUUUUUUAUUUAAUAAAAUUUGUAUGGCAGAGGGUGAAAAAGUGGGGGAUAAAAUUCCAGUUUUAAAAAUGGAUGUCACAUUUUGCCUCAAAUUGGUUUAAUGUUUAACAUAUAUUUUUUGAUUAUCCGCAAGAGAUAAGACUGAUUCGCGGUGAUAAGUGAUUAAUAUUUUAAUUAUUAAAAAAAUAAUUAAUUAUUAUUAUUUUUUUUUUUUUUUGGUAAUUGGGAUGACAACGAAAAUUCGUUGCGGAUUUUGUGCAAAAGUAAAUUUAUAAAAAAAUUAUUUCGUAAAAAAAUAUAUAUAUAUAUUUUUUUCCAUUUCUUCAGGUUCGUAAUUUUGUCAAAAAUUAAAAACAGAAAAGUUUAAAUUUUUUUGAAUUUAUUUGCCAACCGAAAAAAAUGUAAAUGUCAAAAAAAAAAGGUCGAAUCUACCGUAGAAUUUACGUUCAAUAAAUUACUGGACUAAAGUUACAUAAAUUCGAUUGUAAAAAAACCGAAGAAACGGAAAAAAUAAAUAAUAAAAAUAUGAAAACUAAAAAAAACGUACUAGUAAAAAUAAUUGUAUAGGUAAUUCUUUAUAAAUAUUGAACAUACGUCUAGAAUAUGCAUUAGGUUCGUAAAUAUAAAAAUUAUACAUAUUAUAUAUAUGUAUAUAUAUGAAAAAAAAAAUUGAACAGAAAUGAUCAUGAACUAUUAUUAUCAAUAAUAAUUAUUAUUACUAUUAUUAUUUGCGCCUGUAA
This is a messenger RNA of Microplitis demolitor, 3552 nucleotides long. RefSeq names its product homeobox protein SIX3 (gene Optix). Gene Ontology annotation, molecular function: RNA polymerase II cis-regulatory region sequence-specific DNA binding; DNA-binding transcription factor activity, RNA polymerase II-specific. The transcript has 4 exons. Gene Ontology annotation, cellular component: transcription regulator complex; nucleus. Bases 583 to 2064 code for a protein of 493 amino acids. NCBI's taxonomy places the organism in Eukaryota, Metazoa, Arthropoda, Insecta, Hymenoptera, Braconidae. Gene Ontology annotation, biological process: regulation of transcription by RNA polymerase II. The record is from RefSeq and is a predicted model, not a curated record.